AUGGCAUCAUCGAAGGACCCGCGUUGGCCACGCCUGCUGCCACGUCCUCAAGACAAAAACAAGACCACCCAGCAGGAGCACCAGAAGCUGGGAGCGCCGGGACUAUCAUCAGGACCGGACGCCACCGCUACCGGCCCCGGGAUGACCCCGACAUCGCCGGGUUGCGCGCGGGCUAACGGUACGGACCGCGACACGUCCAAGCUCACAGUGGCGGGCUCCGGGCGCCACCGGCCCCCGCCGCUGGUCUGCCCCUCCGCGCACACCGCCGCCGCCGCCGCCGCCGCCAUCGACAAGCCGCCCCCGACCAUCGUCGUCUUCAACUCGCCCAUGUCGUCCGCCGCUAGCUCCGCUGCCGACGCCGCCACCGCCGUCGCCGACGAUCAUAACGACGUCGAUGGUGACAGCAGCUCCUCGAGCGCCGUCGAGAACGGCUCGCAGUCCAACAACAGCUCGGGAUCCGACUGGGCUGCCCUCUGCCACCAUCCUUCCGGCGCUAACGACAACAACAGCAACAACGCCGUCAGCCCGGCGGCGGCAGAGGGGCAACUCCGUCAGGACUACGCCGCCGCCGCCCAGUUGCUCGGCGUCCCGACCAGGAUCAUCUCGACGGCGGAGAGUAGAUCGAAUCCUCCGUCUCCCACCGGUAGCGACGAAGCAGCCUCAGGGAGUAGUAUCCCGGCCGACCAGCAGCAGGAGACGGAGGAGGAGCAAGAGAGGAGGAAGCAGCGGAGGGAGGCGGACUUGCUUCUCCAGGCGGGCAUCGCGCGGGUGGCGGGCACGGCUCGCUCGUCGUCGCUUUCGCCCGCUGCUGGUGCUGCGUUGGACCAGAGGAGGAACACACAAGGCGGCGAUGGCGGCGGCGGCGGCGGCGGCAACACUCGCAGCAAAGCGCUGCCGCAGCCGCGUCCUCUGCAGCUGUGGUCGCCGUGGCGGGCGGCAAUGACUGAGGGCGACGACAACGAACCCGCCGGCGCAGCAGGCGAACUCCCGGCCGCGAAAGCUCUCGUCGACGACACACCACCUCAGGAGGAGGAGGCAGGCUCGGGCGGCGGCGGUGGCAACGGGCUGUGGCAGUUCUUGGCCAGAGGCGUAGCGGCCCUCGCGGUGCCCGACACGAACCCGGAGGUGCUGACGGAGGCGGCGGCGGCGGCGGCCGAGGAAGAGGCUAGGACGGCGCUGGCGGCGGCCCUCGGUGCCGGGCCUGUAGUGGUGGGAGGCGAGCCUGUGGGCGACGGAGAUGCGCUGUCGUCGGCGUCGUCGCUGCUGCGCAUGGAGGAGGAGGAAGAGGAAGAGGAGGAGAAGGGCGGCGGCGAGGGAGAGGAGGAGCCGCGGUAUGAGGAGGAAGGUGGUGGUGGUGGUGGUGGUGGUGAGGGCUACGAGUUCUCCGACUUCGACGAGGACGACGAGGAGGAGGGCAUGAUGGUGGACGUGAUGAGCGCGAUCAUCGAGGGGGAGGCGGAGGACGAGUCGGAACGGUCGUCCUUGUCUUCUACCGCUUUCCGCUCGAACGGCAGCAACAACAACAACGACAACGACAACAACGCCCACAACUACCACGACGACGAUGACGGCAUCAGACCCGAUGACGGCAUCAGACCCGAACGGUCCGGAGAAAAAGAACAAGCUUCGGACCCCGCCAAACGAACGGGUGGCCACGAAGAAGACCCCGUCGGUGGAGGAGACAACGAUUACCGGGGAGGCGAGCAAGGCGCUGCUGCUGCUGCUGCUGAUGAUGAUGAUGAUGAUGACGAUGAAGAUGACUCUGACGAGGAGGUGUGGGUGUGGUCGCCGGACGACGUCGAGAUGCGAAGCGAGUUCAGCAGCAUGCCCGGCGGCAGCAGCAUCCGCGGCGACAGCACCAGCGUCCGCGGCGACAGCAGCAUGCGCGUUCCGGGGGAUUAUGACCUCGAGGAAGAGGAGGAGAACGACCUCGACGAAGACAUGCCCGCCACCAAGCGAGAGGGUCACCGCAGCAGCAGCAGCAGCAGCAGCCUGGAUGGCAAGGGCGGUGAGGGUGGUGCCCGCGACUCGGCGUGCGAAGUUCUGCCGAUGAGCAUCGGCGCCCGCGCCUGCGGGGACUCGGCGUGCGAGGUCUUGCCGAGGGAAGGAGACCAGGUGGAAGAGCGGGCCCGUGCCAUCGAGAAGAAGAGCGAGGAGGAAGGGGGACAGGAUCAGCAGGUGGUGGUAGAGGUGGUCGAUGCGAUGGAGGAAAGGGGCCAGGAUCAGCAGCAGGUGGUGGUAGAGGAGGUCCCCACGGAGGAGGCGGUGGCAGAGGCGGCGGGGACGGUGGUGACGGACCCCAACCCAGCUGCUGCAGGAGAGGAAGAUGGCUCGGACGAUGCUACCACCGCCUCCACGCCCGCAGCCGUUGCCGCCGACAACGCCGACAACGCCGACAACGCCCCCCCGCUUGAAGACAGCAGUCCCGAGGAGGUGGAGGAAGAAGAAGAGGAGCAGCACAGCGGUGACCACCACCACCACCACCAGCAUCAGCAGCAGCUCCCGGCCCGGAGCAAAGUCGGCGAGGGCGCCGGGGCGGGCGGCGUCUGGGCAGACUUCGGGUGCACGGAGGGGUACGGCGAUGGGUACGGCGACAGCGACGCCGAGAGCGAGUACACACCAGAAGAGGCGAUCGAGGUCCUGCGCAAGGCGGCCAUCAGGUACUCCACCGCCGGGAGGGCGGCGGCGGGGGGGCUCCGCGCCAGCAGCGCCGGGGGAAUGAGCACGGGCAGCCUCAGGAGCUUGCUGCAGCAGGCGGCCGCGGAGGAGGAGGAAGAGGAAGCUGCUCCUGACGAUGGAGGAGGGAAAGGAACUAUUAAUAGUACUCCUGCCCGUUCUCGUUGUUCGUCUGCCCGCUCUUCGCUGCUUGUCGCCGCCGAGAGCGAUGGUUGCGCCGAGGAGGAGGGAGGCGGGGAGAAGGGGGGAAACCCGGAGGGCAUGCUCAAGAUGGAGAAGAGCUUCAAGAAGGCGUGCAGGAUUCUAGGAAUCGACAUGAACCACUUCUUCGACACCAUCCUCGAGUCCUCCUUGGGAAACGACCUCGAUCAGUACUCGGUCACCGACUCCGCGGCAGCCGUAGCCGUCGCGGCCGCCGGCAUCACGGCGCCGGCUAACUCCGUCGUGGUGACCCCGCGCCCCCUCUCGUCCAUCGUCCAGGCAGGCUCCCCCCGAGUCCAGGUGCCGGAGCCCCCGUCCACUCCGCGGGGCCCCUCCUCCUUCGACGACGACGACAAGAAGAAGGCGGCCGUCAUGUUUGCAACUCCCGCGAGGGCCGGUAGGGGCGGUGCAGCCGACGACAACAGGGACGCCGUUGCCGUGUUUGCGACUCCUGCCCGGGCCGGUCGAAGCGGUGCAGCGGAAGACAACAAGAACGCCGCCGCCAUGUUUACAACUCCCGCGAGGGCCGGCAGGGGCGACGCAGCCGACAACAAGAACACCGCCGCCAUGUUCACGACUCCGGCGCGGGCCGGUAGGAGCGGGCGGUUCACCGGAGGAAAGAAGCGGCACAACCGAAUCAUGUGCUCGUCUUUCGAAGAAGAAGGGGAAGAGGAGGACGAAGCGUUCGGGGACGGAAACGACGGCGGCGCCGGUGCGCCUCCUGCCGAUGGGGCAGCCGCGGCUGAGAAAAAGGCGGGUAGUGAUGGUGGGGUCGGUCGCGCGAACGCCGUGGCGGCCGAAGCUGCCGCCUCCAUGAAGGCCCAGAAGGAUGCGGCCGCCGCCGCUGCUGCCGUCAGCGCCGUGAUCGCGGCGAAGAAGGAGACGGUCCCGGAAGAGGCUGUGGUUCCGGCGGAUGCAACAACCCGUGACGAGAGUGUGCAAGACGAGGUGGUGGAACAGGAGACACAUGUAGGAGGAGAGGAGGAGGUUGUUGUAGUCGACGCCGUGGCGGAAGAGCUCAAGGGGGAGAACGAUGCUAUCGUGAAGCCGCAGCAACAAGAGAUGGAGGAGGGCGAUGGUGUGGUCGUGGAGGGAGAGCAGUCGAGCGACCGGAAGAUGCUCGUCAGCGAGGGCGUAGUGAUGGAGCGGGCCGACAUCGCUGGGGCUGACCUUGUCCUGGUGAAGGGUCAGCUGGAGGGGGCCAUGGACGUGAAGAACUUGGACAUCGAGAAAGGAGCCAUCGUGAAGGGAGACGUGCUCGCCGACUGCGUUACCGUCAAGGGUAGCUUCGACGGGAACAUCGAGUGCAAGGACCUGUUGAUUGUCAGGCGCGGCGGUACGUGCUCCGGAAAGGUCUCGUACGCUGAGAUGAGGGUAGAGCCCGGGGCUAACGUGGAGGCCACCAUGCGACUCCUCGGCGCCGCCGAUGCUAAGGACAAGGACGGGUACCCCACCGUCCUCUCUCUGCCCGCUGGCGCCUUCGCGGUCGCACCCACCGCCGCCGCCGCCGCCGCCGCCGGCACCACCGUUGUCCCGACGGCAACGGCGAUAACGGCGAUGGCACCGCCGGUCGCGCCGGCUACCACUUCGGCUGUGCCGCCGCCGUCGCCUACCUCCGCAUCCGGAGAGGAGGGGCCGGAGACGGCGGCGACGUCGACGCCUUCGGCAUCGUCGGAAACCCCUGCAGCUGUAGCCGCCGCCGUUGACCCCGCUUCUCCCGCCGCCGCCGCCGCCGCCGCCACCGCUCCCGCGGAGUUGAUCUCGACGGAACUCCCGAGUCCGUCGAGGCGGUCGUGGACCUGGGCUGAGCACCCGACUUUCACGUUGCCGACAACGCCGACCGGCCUGGAGGCUGCGGUGGCGGCUAUGGAGCAGAAGCAGCGCGGGGCGGGAGCGGUCAGGCUUUCCGCCAGCAGCGGGGCGGCGGCGGCGGGUGCAGCGGCAGCAGCAGCGGCGGCGCCGGCGGCGGCGGCGAAGGAAGAAGAAGCCGAUUCGGUGGCGGAAGUCGCCGUAACGGGCGGGGUGGACCGCGGCGACGGUAUCGUCAGCACCAGCACCACCGCCGGGCUCACGAUCGUGGCCGUGUCCCCCCGCAACACCAACCAGGUCGGCCACUUCACCACCAUCACUUCCUCCUCCUCGGGGGGUGCUCGUUCUUUCGCUACCACCGCCACCGGCGCCGCCCCCGGCAGCGGCGGCGCCUCUUCCUCCCUCUCGCCCUCUCGUCGGCUGCUCAGCCCUUCCGCAAAGGGUGCCCUGGUCGAGGAAGGGAAGCGGGCGCUCCUAGCGGCCAGGAAGGAGAAGCGGGAGCGGGAGAGGCUCGCCGAGCUCGCCGCGAGGGUUGCCGCCCCCUCCAAGACGGAUGCUGAUGCCGCCGCAGAAGAACGGCGUCUGGCCGAGAGCAAGAGGAUGACCCUUCAGGAGAAGGCGGCCGCGGCGGUAAUGCCGUGGGGCGCCGGUGUCGGAGUCGCCGCCACUUCCAGGAGGAAGAACCUGGUGGAGGUAAUCCCGGCGUCGUUGUCGCCAAAGCCCAAGAGGGCCGCUGACGGGGGCGACACGGUUGGCCUCGACGACCCCCAACACUACCACCAGCGCUGGCUCCAGCAGCAGCAGCAGAAGAAGAAGCAGCAGCAGCAGCAAGAGCAGGAGCAAGAGGAGCCGGCUGCUUCUUCCACGAAGAAGCUCGGAGGAGGAGCGAGAGCGUUCCUGCUCAACCUCGUGCCGGGAGCAGAGAGGAGUGACCCCGCCGCCGCCGCUGCCGCCGGCGAACACCCCGCUACCAAGACCCCCGAGUGCACGCCCCCGGGGAGUUCCAAGGGCGGCAGGGAUGCACCAUCAUCGUCAUCGUCUCAGCACUUCUCGAGGAGGUUCCGCCGCACCAACAGCCUGGAGAACAAGCUGGGCCGCGGAUGGCGGGCGGGGAAGGGGGGGGGCGGCGCGAUGGCCGAGCAGCCCUCGUCCCCCCCGCGGUCGUACUUGGACUCCGAUGACGCCGCGGCGCAAUCGACGGCGGUUUCACCCGGAGGCGGCGGCGGAGGAGGCGUUAUGGCGGGAGUGAACCCCGGGGGUGACAGCGGAGGACGAUCGUCGCCGGCUCUCUCUGGGAUCGAGAGCGGCAGCAGGAACGGGACGUGCUCCGGCGGCGGUGCCACUGCCCUGGGAGAGAAGACGGCGGGGAUAAUCACGGCGCCGUUUGCGGCGGUCGGCGGGGCGAUCGCUGCCCGGAGGAGGGUCAGGGGGUGGAGGACGGUAGUGGGCGGCGUUGAGGCCGGGGACCUUUACCAAUGA
Messenger RNA from Ectocarpus siliculosus, 6165 nucleotides. Lineage: Eukaryota; Phaeophyceae; Ectocarpales; Ectocarpaceae. The record is from the annotation of a GenBank genome assembly.